Molecule: messenger RNA, 1254 nt
Organism: Lachancea meyersii CBS 8951
Lineage: Eukaryota; Fungi; Ascomycota; Saccharomycetes; Saccharomycetales; Saccharomycetaceae
Source: the annotation of a GenBank genome assembly
AUGUCACAAGGUCUUCUUUAUGGUAACUUUCGCAUCAGAACCUGGGUUCCCCAGGCUCUCGUCAAACAACUCAAGCUUGACGUCAAAGUCGUUGCUCCAGAUGACCAGCCAGAGGAGUUUGCUCGCGAUUUCCCGCUCAAACUGGUUCCUGGCAUGGUUCUGCCCAGUGGUGAGAAAUUGACCGAGGCCAUCGCAGUCAUGUACUAUUUGCUGGAUCUAGCCUCUGACAAGGAGGCCAAGGCCCAAUUGGCCGGCUCAAACGUCCAGGAAAGAGCACAGAUCUUGAGAUGGAUGUCCAUCACCAAUUUUGAUCUGCUAGUCUCGUUUGUCAUCAUCGUGAAGCCUUUGAAGGGGCUUGCUCCUUACGUCAAGCCCCAGGCUGACGCGUUUUCUGCCAAGAUUGAGGCCGUUGCUGCCCUGUACGAGGAAAGACUCUCUACGCACACGUACUUGGCCACUGAAAACAUCUCUCUAGCGGACCUUUUCGCCACUUGUGUGUAUGGCAGAUGUUUUGAGAAUAUUUUUGGUACCGAAUGGCGUGCAGCUCACCCAGCCACUAUGCGUUGGUACAACACUGUCAAAGAGAGCGCCUAUUUGAAAGAAUUCUUCGCAGAGCUCAAGACGUGUGACAAGCCCUUGCCACUGCCCCAAACUAACAAGAAGAAGGAAGCUAAAAAGGAAUCGAAAAAGGACGUCCCAGCUACGGUCAAAGCUCCGGCUGCUAAGGCUCAGGCCGCUCCAGAACCACCAGCCGAGCCCAAGAAGCCCAAACAUCCCUUAGAGACGCUGGGCAAGUCCACGUUUUCCUUGGACGAGUGGAAACGGAAGUAUUCCAAUGAAGACACUAGAACCGGUGCUCUGCCCUGGUUUUGGGAAAACUACAAUCCAGAAGAGUACUCUAUUUGGAAAGUGGACUUCAAAUACAACGACGAGUUGACUUUGACCUUCAUGUCCAAUAAUCUGGUGGGCGGGUUUUUCAACAGACUCAGUGGCUCUGUCAAGUACAUGUUUGGUUGUCUAGUGGUCUACGGUGAAAACAACGACAACGGUAUUACCGGUGCCGUCAUGGUGAGAGGCCAGGAUUUCGUCCCAGCUUUCGAUGUCGCUCCUGACUGGGAAUCGUACUCUUAUGCGAAACUGGACGUGUCCAAGCCAGAAGACAAGGACUUCAUUGGUAACAUGUGGGCUUGGGACAAGCCUGUUGUCGUUGACGACAAGGAAAGAGAAAUUGCCGACGGUAAAGUUCUCAAAUAA